AUGGUCGGAGUAGCUGCCACGGAAGUGAAUGCAUCGUGGCCGAAGGAAGAGAUAACCAAGGCGCAACAGGACGAUCCAAGCAUUUUGUUGGUAAUGCAAAAGCUACGUUGCACUAACACAGCAUCAAAAGGAAGACGAGGACGGUUGGAAUGAUAACAGAGAGCGGCGUCGCUACAGGCAGUUAUGGCCAUAAAUGGAGAAGAGAAACGGUAUCCUACAUCGUUGUGUGGAUAAAAGCACACCCACAGAGCGGUUUGUGUGGGUGGUCCCACAUAGAAUGCGUCCCGACCUUCUUAAGCUUUCCCACAACGACCCUAGCUCUGGGCAUCUGGUAGUUAGUCGUUGCGUUGAGCGUCUGCAACAACAAUAUUACUGGCCUGGUAUGACCUCAGAAGUGCAACUGUGGAUCGCAGAAUGUGAAAUAUGCGACCGCCGCAAGUCUCCAGUGUUACCGCGUAAAUCAUCCAUGAAAAACAUAGAGGUUGGUCACCCAAUAUAAUUAUGGGUAAUGGAUAUCUUGGGCCCACUUCCUCUAACUGCACCGGGAAAUCAAUACCCUUUGUGAUGCCUGACCACUUUACCAUGUGGGUAGAGGCGGUGCCGCUAGCUAACCAAAGAGCCGAUACCAUAGCGAAAGCUUUUGUUGACGAAGUUGUGACUCGACUCGGUGUUCCUCGUAAAAUUCUAACAGAUCAAGGGCGGAACUUCGAAGCAGAGCUCAUGCGGCAGGUGUUCCAUCUUCUUGGGUAGAAAAUUUGCAAAUUUCGCCGUAUCAUCCACAAGCUAAUGGGCAGAUCGAAAGAUUAAACCGGACCUUGAAGGAAAUCCUCACCACGUACUCACAUAAAGACCACACUGUUUGGGACGUUCAUUUACCUCUCGCCUUGUUUGCGUACCGCAACAGCGUACAUUCAUCGUCAGGAGUUUCACCAUUUAGAGCGGUUUGCGGUCGUGUAGCCAGCACACCGUUAGUGGUGAUGGGCACCCAGACAGAGGCAAAGGAACAGUUUAUCUCGAACUACUGUGAUGAGUUAGAAACGUCCCUGAAGGACGUGCAACGCUUUGUGAAAGAAAAGAUUAGUGAGGCGCAGAGGAAGCAGAUAAAGGGAUACGAUGACCGCAAUAACAUUGACAAAAGCACGCCGUUUAAGGUGGGAGAUCGGGUUUGGCUGAACGACACAGUGGUUCCAAAAGGGCUUAGUCGAAAGUUCCAACUGCAGUGA
Messenger RNA from Paramuricea clavata, 1223 nucleotides. NCBI's taxonomy places the organism in Eukaryota, Metazoa, Cnidaria, Anthozoa, Malacalcyonacea, Plexauridae. The record is from the annotation of a GenBank genome assembly.